AUGGAUAGCUCUUUACUUUCUCCCUCACUCGCAUUUGACCUGAGAUCUCCCGACGACGACUUGCCAUCUCACUUAACUUUAGCAAGUCCACCAUCCUCCCCUCUUAUGGUCUCGCCCCUGUCGCCGAGUCUAUCUCCCCGAGUCUCAUUUGCUUCACAAUCACUCCUCAAGACGCAAUUUGGCACGUAUUCUUCUUAUCUUACGCAGCACUCUCCGGACGCACUUUCACCCGGUCCGGGCUCUGCGACGAGCAGCGACGACUCCCGAUCCCCUGUGGAUAAUUCGCUUGACGUUGACUUCGAUAACAUGGCCGACUUCGAGUACACCUACCCCUUGUCCUUCCAUGGAGUAGGAAACACUGCAUUUGGUGGAGGGGAUGCAUACAACCAUUCUCAGGCGUCAGUGAACGACCGUAAACAGCGUCCUAUUGAGAUCAAUUCUACAGAUGGAGAAAGCAUUUCUGUUGCUUCGCCAUACAUAUUCGGGAACGGCGAGCUUCCAUACAUCAGCGGCCAUCUCAAGCAAGAGUACUACACUCCUCCGAACGUCUCGGACAUGAGUGCCUACAAUUACAUGGGCGUGGCAUCACCCGACCACGCCUCGGCACAGACAUACGCAUACACGUCGUCACCCGAGUCAUCAUUCAUUGACGGGACCGCAUAUUACUCUCCGCCGGCUCCGGUCCACGCGACGGCGCCCAUUCCUAUUAGCGCCCAUUCACAGCAGCAUUCCCCCACAUAUCCGAUGCCUGGUCAUGCUGGGCACUCAGGACACAUCGCCUCAACAUCCGCCGGGCAGGGAGGCUGUGAUCCUCGCUUUGUCAGCGGUUCCCCACCGGAUCUCGAUUACCGCUCCAGGAUUGCACCCGGCUCCGGCCCGAAUCCGACCGGCUUUUCUCCGGUUCGUUUUGCGGGUGCUUUCGGCUCGGCUGAUGCCGAUACCGACGCAGAUGCUGAUGCUGACGGGGAAGUGGAUCUUAAGGACGGGGACGAUUUAAUUGAAGAUGCCAGCGGUGAAGAGGAACGCACAGAUGAUGACGGUGGUGACAGCGACUACAUUGAUGGCAGGCGCCGACUGAGACCUCGUGCUUCGCUCGUUGUCCCUUCUCAAGCAGCCCGGGUUACCGCCUUAACAACACCGGUGGUGGGUUCUUCGGUUGCUACCGCUGUCUCAUCGUCUCCUCGCGACGGCUCGCCGAGUACAGUGAUCCGAGUCCAGCGGCCGUCUGCACCGGCGCCCGUUCCUGUUCCUAAUCUCACCAAGAAGUCACGAGGUCGCCGAGUGCCAACCCAUCCGGGCAUUGUCGUCCAAUCUGACGGCGCCCCACGCCGCACGCGUGGUUAUACCUGCCGAGUGUCAGGCUGCGGAAAGUGUUUCGCGCGCGGUGAACAUUUGAAGAGACACAUCAGGAGUAUCCACACGAACGAGAAACCUCACAAGUGUCCUCACCCUGGUUGCGGUAAGGAGUUCAGCAGACACGACAAUCUAUGCCAGCACAUGCGAGUGCACAGAAAUUUCUCUGCUCCGCGUGAUGGUGGACUUCCUGCUAUGUAG
Molecule: messenger RNA, 1554 nt
Organism: Fomitiporia mediterranea MF3/22
Lineage: Eukaryota; Fungi; Basidiomycota; Agaricomycetes; Hymenochaetales; Hymenochaetaceae
Exons: 2
Coding region: 1-1554 (517 amino acids)
Biological process (GO): regulation of transcription by RNA polymerase II
Cellular component (GO): transcription regulator complex; PcG protein complex
Molecular function (GO): RNA polymerase II cis-regulatory region sequence-specific DNA binding; DNA-binding transcription factor activity, RNA polymerase II-specific
Source: RefSeq, a predicted model, not a curated record